Messenger RNA from Impatiens glandulifera, 885 nucleotides. RefSeq lists its product as uncharacterized. The coding region runs from base 24 to 704 and encodes 226 amino acids. The transcript has 2 exons. The record is from RefSeq and is a predicted model, not a curated record. Lineage: Eukaryota; Viridiplantae; Streptophyta; Magnoliopsida; Ericales; Balsaminaceae.
ACAAGUCGUUGCUGCUUGCUUUAAUGGCUUACACAAAACUCAUUAUAAUUCUCAUCCUUUCUUUCUUAUCCACCACAAAAACUGCUUAUUCCGUGGAUUUUACAGUAACCAACAAAGUCCCAAAUACCCCCGGCGGAAUUCGGUUCAACAGAGAAGUCGGGAUAGAUUAUAGUAAAUCGACUCUAUCCACUUCGACGAAUUUCGUAUGGCGUAUCUUCCAACAAAACACAGCCGCCGACAGAAAAAACGUAGCAUCCGUGAGGCUGUCGGUGGAGACGUUUGACGGGGUGGCGUUCACUAGCAACAACGGAAUUCACCUUAGCGCUGGCUACGUUCAGGGUUAUUCGGGAAACGUGAAGAAUGAAAUUACCGGGGUUUUGUAUCACGAGAUGACACACGUGUGGCAGUGGAAUGGUAACGGUCAGGCUCCGGGAGGAUUGAUCGAGGGAAUAGCGGAUUAUGUGAGGCUUAAAGCGGGAUUUAUUCCGAGCCAUUGGGUGAAACCGGGACAGGGUAACCGUUGGGACCAAGGGUACGAUGUAACGGCUAGAUUCUUGGACUAUUGUAAUGGUCGGAGGAAUGGAUUUGUGGCGGAGUUGAACAAGAAGAUGAGGACCGGUUAUAGUAAGGAUUAUUUUGUUCAGUUGUUGGGAAAGAGUGUUGAUCAGUUAUGGCUUGAAUAUAAGGCACAAUUCAACAACUAAUAUAUAUAUAUAUAUAUAGAUAUACCCAUUAAUAAAUAAAUUGUGUAUCCUUAAAUAAAUAAAUAAAUAAAAGACAUUGAUAUUUGAUACACAUAAUGGGGUUUAAAUGUCUUUUGUAAUGUACUGCAUAUCUGUAAUUUUAUGAUAUUAUUGGUCUUUUGAAUAAAUAAGAUGGUCUUUC